GAACAGUGAGGGCGGCCUGCCGGUGCUAUCAUGCAGAAGUACGAGAAGCUGGAGAAGAUCGGGGAAGGUACCUAUGGGACAGUGUUCAAGGCCAAGAACCGGGAGACCCAUGAGAUUGUGGCGCUGAAACGAGUGCGCCUUGAUGACGAUGAUGAGGGGGUGCCAAGCUCAGCGCUGCGGGAGAUCUGCCUCCUCAAGGAACUCAAGCACAAGAACAUCGUCAGGUUACAUGAUGUGCUGCACAGUGACAAGAAGCUGACGCUGGUGUUUGAGUACUGUGACCAGGAUCUGAAGAAGUAUUUCGACAGCUGCAAUGGGGACCUGGACCCAGAGAUAGUGAAGUCGUUCAUGUACCAACUGCUGAAGGGCCUGGGGUUCUGCCACAGCCGGAAUGUUCUGCACCGGGACCUGAAGCCACAGAACCUGCUCAUCAACAGGAAUGGGGAGCUGAAGCUGGCAGACUUCGGAUUGGCUCGUGCCUUUGGGAUCCCGGUGCGAUGUUACUCGGCUGAGGUGGUUACCCUCUGGUACCGGCCCCCCGACGUGCUCUUUGGGGCUAAACUCUACUCCACCUCCAUAGAUAUGUGGUCGGCCGGCUGCAUAUUUGCAGAGUUGGCCAAUGCCGGCCGCCCACUGUUUCCCGGAAAUGAUGUCGACGACCAACUGAAGAGGAUCUUCCGGUUGCUGGGGACCCCCACGGAGGAGCAGUGGCCAGCCAUGACCAAACUUCCCGACUAUAAGCCCUACCCCAUGUACCCCGCCACCAUGUCUCUAGUGAACGUUGUGCCCAAGCUGAAUGCCACGGGGCGGGACUUGCUGCAGAAUCUGCUGAAGUGCAACCCGGUGCAGAGAAUCUGUGCGGAUGAGGCCCUCCAGCACCCUUACUUUGCUGACUUUUGCCCCCCGUAACCUGCCCUUCCCUCUGAGCCCUGAAGAUCAUGUCCCCCCCUGCCCUUCUGUGUCUCUGAUGUCACCAACUGUCACACCUCCCCCAGCGACCCGCCAGUUACUGGCACUGACUCCGCCCAUGGCCAGCGCAGCCGGGGAAGAAUCAACAUUCUGAUUGGCUGCCAGUCUGUGGGGCCCUGCGCUGUCAUUGGUUCCUGAUCCUGCACUGGCCGGAGGAUCAUGUGACUGGCCAUGCCCACUACUGGAAUAAAGUGAUGGAUUCGGGGUGCAACCAGUUACCCCAGAACAUUUAACUGCUUAAGUGCCAGAGGCCUAACGCUACGGCUGCCAUUGGUUCAGGCUCAGCCCUUCCCAUCCGGAUGCCCCUCCCCGUAAUGUUCUCCCCCCAGACAUCAGAGGGCUCCUCCCCCUUAUUAUUUAUUUGGGAGGCAUGAACUCCUCCCCCCCAGGUAUCAGGUGUAUAUUUUAAUAUUAAUUAAUUAUGUUG
Xenopus tropicalis (tropical clawed frog) is the source of this 1396-nucleotide messenger RNA. It is a transcript of the gene cdk5, whose product is annotated as cyclin-dependent kinase 5. Gene Ontology annotation, molecular function: nucleotide binding; protein kinase activity; ATP binding. NCBI's taxonomy places the organism in Eukaryota, Metazoa, Chordata, Amphibia, Anura, Pipidae. The record is from RefSeq and is marked provisional. Gene Ontology annotation, cellular component: growth cone. The transcript has 12 exons. Bases 31 to 909 code for a protein of 292 amino acids.